AUGCAAUCUGGGCAAAUAAAAGCAAUCUUAUCUGACACUUUCUUUCUUUUAAUCUAUCUAUUUAUCUAUCUAUCUAUCUAUAUGUUCAUAUCUAUCUCACUUGUUCAUUAUCUAUCUAUUUAUCUAUCUAUCAUAGUCUAUUCAUAUCUAUCUGUUUAUAUAUCUCAUUCUGUUCACAUCUAUCUAUCUAUCUAUCUAUCUAUCUAUGUAUCUAUCUAUCUCAUCUAUGUAUCUAUCUAUCUAUCUAUCUAUCUAUCUAUCUAUCUCAGUCUGUUCAUAUCUAUCUAUCUAUCUAUCUAUCUAUCUAUCUCAACAAGUUUUAUCUAUCUAUCUAUCUAUCUAUCUAUCUAUCUAUCUAUCUAUCUAUCUUCGCUAUCUAUCUAUCUAUCUACUUUUUAUAUUAAACUGCAGCUGAAACAAGAUUUGAAAGACACUCACUGUAAAAUAGGUCCUUUCAUUAUCUAUCUAUCUAUCUAUCUAUCUAUCUAUGCGCACGUGCUUGUAUUGUUUCUUGCUCAAAAGUUGAGAUGUUCUUCAGCACUUACCCGAUACCAAAUUCAUCAUUUGUCAAUCGCUGAGACUUGUUUCAAACUAAAACUAGAGAGAUCAAAAUCCAUCAAUCAAUCAAUCAAUCAAUCAAUCUAUCUAUCUAUCUAUCUAUCUAUCUAUCUAUCUAUCUAUCUAUCUAUCUCAGUCUUUCUUUGCUAUCUAUCUAUCUAUCUAUCUAUCUAUCUAAGGUCGAUCCUUUAA
This is a messenger RNA of Acanthosepion pharaonis, 750 nucleotides long. Lineage: Eukaryota; Metazoa; Mollusca; Cephalopoda; Sepiida; Sepiidae. The record is from the annotation of a GenBank genome assembly.